Molecule: messenger RNA, 1254 nt
Organism: Lepus europaeus (European hare)
Lineage: Eukaryota; Metazoa; Chordata; Mammalia; Lagomorpha; Leporidae
Product: alpha-1-antitrypsin-related protein-like
Exons: 4
Coding region: 1-1254 (417 amino acids)
Biological process (GO): negative regulation of endopeptidase activity
Molecular function (GO): serine-type endopeptidase inhibitor activity
Source: RefSeq, a predicted model, not a curated record
AUGCCGUUCUCCGCUAUGUGGGGUCUCCUCCUGCUGGCAGGCCUGUACAGCCAGUUGGCUGGCUCCAAAGACAAAUAUCCUGAGGAGGAAGGUGCAUCCAAGCCUGAUCCUCAGGACCCAGAGAUUCCAACCUGCCAACAGAUUUACCGCAGCAUUGCUGAUGUUUUUUUAAACUUGUACCGAAACCCAAAAUUCUGGCCAACAGACACCAACAUCUUGCUCUCACCAGUGAGCAUCACUGCUGCUGUUGCCACGCUCUCCCUGGGGACCAGCGCUGACACUCAGACUCAGGUCAUGAAGGCCCUGGGGCUCAACCCCCAGAAGGUGGCCAAGGCUCAGCUGUACCAGUGCUUACAGCAGCUGCCCUACAUCUACCACCAACCAGACAUCCAGCUGCAGCUCACCGCUGGCAGCCACCUGCUCACUGACCACACCCUGACGCCGAUAAGGCCGUUUGCUGGGAGCACCAAGCUGUCCCACUCAGAACCCAUCGCCAUGAACUUCAAGGACCCUGAAUGGGCUCAGCAACAGAUCAGCAACUAUGUGGAGAAGGAGACCCAAAGGGAAAUCAUGGGUUUGGCCAAGGCUCUUACGACUGAGAAAGAUUCGCUCAUCCUCAAUCACAUGACCUUUCGCGGAAAACUGCACGAUAAGUUUGACACCGUGAGCAUCGCCGAGGAGAACUUCUACGUGAAUGAGAACAUCACCGUCAAGGUGCCCACCCUGUACAGCUGGAGCACGUUCCACAUGCAGCGAGACGAGCUGCUGUCCAGCUGGGUGCUGGUGCAGUUCUACGUGGGGAACAUCACGGCCUUCUUCCUCCUGCCCGACCACGGCAAGAUGCAGAGGCUGAUGGAGCAGAUAACUCCGGAGCACCUCGACGACAUCAGGAGCUUCACUGACAUCAAGUAUUACCACAUACAUUUCCCCAAACUGAACAGUAUCACAGUCAGUGAUCUGAAGUCGUACGAGGAAAGCCUGGGCCUCCCCAACCUCUUCAAUAAGACUGUCCUCUCCAGUGCCAAAGAGCAGAGAACCAUCAAGAACCAAAAGGUGGUACAGCAGGCCGUGCUGACCGUAGAUGAGAACGGGACAGAAUUCGCUGCGAGCACUGAUACGCUGGUACAUUACUCCUACAGGGACCGCACGGUCAGGUUCAACCGGCCCUUUGUGAUCGUCCUUGGCACCUCCAAGGACGAUGAUAUCUUCUUCCCCCUCUUCAUGGGAAAAGUGGCGAAUCCCAUAAAAUACUGA